Messenger RNA from Chinchilla lanigera (long-tailed chinchilla), 1044 nucleotides. NCBI's taxonomy places the organism in Eukaryota, Metazoa, Chordata, Mammalia, Rodentia, Chinchillidae. The record is from the annotation of a RefSeq genome assembly.
AUAAACCUAGCCACAACUUUAGUAAUCUACCCAACUCUGUUUAUAGGAACGAUCAUCACACUACUCAGCUCUCAUUGACUACUAAUAUGAAUCGGCCUAGAAAUAAGCAUACUAGCGGUCAUCCCUAUCCUCAUAGGUAAAGCAAACCCACGAUCCACAGAAGCAGCAACAAAGUACUUCAUAACACAAGCAACUGCAUCCAUAGCCCUCCUCAUAUCUAUCCUACUCACAGUAAUACACUCAGGACAGUGGACAAUCAUCUACACCAACAACCAGACAACCUCUUUAAUUAUAACCUUAGCCCUGCUUAUAAAACUAGGCCUCGCACCGUUCCACUUCUGAGUACCAGAAGUAACACAAGGAGUGUGUCUAAAAUCAGGAAUAAUCUUACUAACAUGACAAAAAAUCGCGCCCUUAUCCAUCCUAUUUCAAAUCUCCCCGGUGAUCAACCAAUCCCUAACCCUUACCUCAGCAAUUAUAUCAAUCUUACUAGGAGGCUGAGGAGGGCUAAACCAAACACAAUUACGAAAAAUCCUAGCAUAUUCAUCAAUUGCCCACAUGGGAUGAAUACUAGCAGCACUAAUCUACAACCCAUCAAUUAUACUAUUCAACCUCAUCAUUUACAUCGUGCUCACCUUAUCAAUAUUCCUCACCUUAUCCAUCAACAACAACUCAACAACCCUCUCCCUUUCCCUUGCCUGAAGCUCCUCACCAUUAAUCAUUAUCAUUAUUCUCCUCCCACUACUAUCUUUAGGAGGCCUCCCACCCCUAACUGGAUUUUCCCCUAAAUGAGUUAUUAUCCAAGAAAUAGUGAAAAAUAAUAAUAUUAUCCUCCCCACAUUCAUAUCUAUCACAGCCCUACUCAGCCUCUACUUCUACCUUCAACUAACCUACUCAACAUCCCUAACCCUAUUCCCUUCCACAAACAACACGAAAACCAAAUGACACUUCCAACCUACAAAAAAAAUCAUCGCUCUACCAUCAUUAAUCACCCUAUCAACCCUACUCAUCCCACUAACUCCCUCUAUAAUCAUCCUAAACUAA